AUGCUUGUGUGCCGCCCGUUGAGGCGGCUGUAUCUCCGUACAGCAUUCCAAUAUGAGAAAACCAUUUUCAGCAAGACCAUUCUCAUAGCCGCCUUUAGCACCUUCACUGGUGGCCGGUCACAGAAGUCCGACAAAUACCUUCCCCCGCGCCCAACCUUACCAGACGCUGAGAUCAAACACACCUAUGUCAAGGGCACUGGACCCGGUGGUCAGAAGAUCAACAAGACCAACUCGGCCGCGCAGUUGACACACGUCCCAACUGGCAUUGUUGUCAAGUGUCAAGCCACGCGCAGCAGAAGUCAAAAUCACAACAUUGCAAAGAGGAUCCUUGCCGAGAAAGUGGAGUUGUUGGAAAAGGGCGAGGAAAGCCGGGCGGCCAAAGUGGUGGAGAGAAAGCAGCGCAAGAAGAGGAGCGCGGACAAAAAGAAGCGCAGGAAGUACAGACGACUGGCAGAGGAGAAGCUGGGGAGUCACGGGGGAGUGUAUGCUGAAGAAGAAGAUGAUGGCUUGGAGGAAGACAUGAACAGAGAGCUGGAGGGCCAGACGUCGACUCAACAAGAGAGCAACCAAAUGCCGAGAGGAUGA
This is a messenger RNA of Fonsecaea multimorphosa CBS 102226, 585 nucleotides long. RefSeq lists its product as uncharacterized. Gene Ontology annotation, cellular component: mitochondrion. The record is from RefSeq and is a predicted model, not a curated record. The transcript has a single exon. Bases 1 to 585 code for a protein of 194 amino acids. Gene Ontology annotation, biological process: translational termination. Lineage: Eukaryota; Fungi; Ascomycota; Eurotiomycetes; Chaetothyriales; Herpotrichiellaceae. Gene Ontology annotation, molecular function: translation release factor activity.